This is a messenger RNA of Penicillium nucicola, 2001 nucleotides long. Its product is annotated as SET domain-containing protein. The coding region runs from base 1 to 2001 and encodes 666 amino acids. The record is from RefSeq and is a predicted model, not a curated record. NCBI's taxonomy places the organism in Eukaryota, Fungi, Ascomycota, Eurotiomycetes, Eurotiales, Aspergillaceae. Gene Ontology annotation, molecular function: histone H4K20 methyltransferase activity; protein binding. The transcript is spliced from 2 exons. Gene Ontology annotation, cellular component: nucleus.
AUGCCUCCAAAGCGAGCGCGUAACACCUCGCCAGCGGCAGAGCGUCGCGAGCGCCUGACCCUGGCCAAACUGGCCAGCUAUGACGAUGUCGCAACUGAUGCGCUGGUGGAUCACGCUUACUUCUGGACCACCACACGCAAGAACCGCACCAAAUACAGUCCUGCCCGCGGUAUCCACGACGACGAUAUUGGGCGCAUUCUUCUCCACGAUGUUAUUGUCGACAGAGAUAUCACAAGUGCCGAGCGCCAGCUGCUGGAGAUCUCAGGACUCAAGAAAUAUCUGACAAAUCUCCGCAGUCCUCGCGAAAAGGAAUGGUUUCGCCGCCACCUCCGCAAAUACAUCCAAAUGUAUCUCCCUGACUGCCCGUUCGAGGUCACCACCACCAACCGAUACAUUAUCACGCAACAUGAGGCUGCAAUCUGUGCCCGCAGAUUUAUUAAGAAAGGCGAAGAGAUCAAAUACUUGAGCGGAACCCUCGUGUCCAUGACUCAUGAAGAAGAGACGGACCUUGGCCUAACGCGCAAAGACUUCAGUAUCGUCAUGUCUAGUCGUCGUAAAACCCCAUCUUUCUUCUUGGGACCCGCUCGCUUUGCGAAUCAUGACUGUGAUGCCAAUGGUAGUUUGGCAACGCGUGGAAACGAGGGCAUGUCUGUUCUAGCCAUGCGCGACAUCUACGAGGGAGAAGAGAUCACGGUAUCUUACGGCGAAGAUUAUUUUGGCAUUGAUAACUGUGAAUGCCUGUGCUCCACCUGCGAACGAGCGAUUCGAAAUGGCUGGUCUUUACAAAUUGAUUCGGACCAGGACAGCAAAGAAUCUAGCCCAGUUUCGACUGAAGCCACUCCCGUCGAGGAUGCUACUGGAAGUAGGAAACGCCGCCAUAGCUCUGAGACAGAGUCUGAUUCUUCUUCAAUCGUGUCAUGUUCUACCCCGCGAAAGCGAGCAAAGUUCCAGCGACAAGUGUCUAAACUGCGAAAAGAGAUAUCCGCUUCUGAGCUCGCUGGUGAAGCAGCCUCAGCCUCAGAGUCAGACUUCAUCACCCCAGACACGGAACUUGUCCCAACUCCUAUUUUGACCGGCGAUAUACCGAAGGCAUCCAAAUUGAGACAGGAGCUCACAGACCUCACUCCAGAACCCACUCCAAUAGACUCACCACUCCCACCACUAGCCACAGAACCUGAGCAACAAAGCACGUCUUUAACAGAAGACUCAAAUCAGUCCCAAAUCUUGCAGGCUGCCCUUCCUGAAUCUCCCGACUCUAACGCCGAUGAGUCUCCACGGUCGUUGACGUCAACCACACCGACAACCAUAGGUGACAUCGGAUUGAGAAUUAAGACCGAGGAGACCGGAGACUUGAACCAGAAAGAGCCCGCAGCAUCAAAUGGUAAGGAUCAUGCCGAUAUCCCAGCCGAGGGUCAGCUCGACCUCAUGACUCCUCCGAAGGACACGUUCCCAAAGGAGGAACAGCCAAACUUAUCGGAAUCCCUUGAAGUAGAUGAGACGAGUCCCGAAAAGCCCAAAACUCGGAAGAAACGGAGCAGGCGCCGAUUCAUAGUUGACUCUGUGGAAAGCGACGCUCAGAUUGCCCGAGUUCCUGGUGACUAUACCAAGACAUCGCGGCUGCUUGCUCAGAGAUAUGACCGCUGGGUGGAGUGUCAAACCUGUGACGAUUGGUUCGUUCAGUCGAACUCAUACUUAACACGACGCGAAUGCCCUCGUUGCGAGCGCCACUCCAAGUUGUACGGAUUCCAAUGGCCAAACACCGAUAAGAGCCCGGAUGGCGACGACCGAGUCAUGGAUCACCGUACUGUCCAUCGAUUUUUGUCCCCUGACGCUCAAUCCCGCGUCAGUCGCCGAGGACGGGGUGUCAGUUUUGGCGUUACUCCGACACCGGAAUUGUCUGAUACACACACACCCGAAGCAGAGACUAGCGACGCAAUCGAGACUCGUCGCGAUGCUCGGGCAAGUCGGCGUCGCACUCGAGAACUUCGGAUGACUAUGUAA